AAAGCGCCAGCUGAGGGGCGGCUGCAGCCGGUGCGGCGGAGGCUGUCAGCUACUCUGCUGGUCCGCGGCCCUGCGCUCCCGGAAGCCGGAUUGCCGCGCGAGUCCUGUCAGUGCGAGCAACGCGAGACCUCUUCUCGCGGCUUGCGGAGAGAGAGCAGCGAGCAGCCCGGCCUGCGUGCGGCGGCGACUCCCGGACCGGACCGGGUAGCGGAGGGCCAUGGCUGAGGCGACCGCCGCUCCGACUUCUGAAUGGGACUCGGAAUGCCUUACAUCCCUGCAGCCCCUUCCUCUUCCUACACCUCCAGCUGCAAAUGAGGCACACCUGCAGACUGCAGCCAUCUCCCUGUGGACAGUGGUGGCUGCUGUACAGGCCAUAGAGAGGAAGGUGGAGGUUCACAGCCGGCGACUCCUCCACCUAGAAGGCAGGACAGGGACAGCAGAGAAGAAACUAGCCAGCUGUGAAAAGACAGUGACUGAGCUUGGGAACCAGCUGGAUGGCAAGUGGGCUGUGCUGGGGACCCUGCUGCAGGAAUAUGGGCUGCUUCAGAGGCGGCUGGAGAACCUGGAGAACUUGUUGAGAAACAGGAACUUCUGGAUCCUGCGGCUGCCCCCAGGUAUUAAAGGAGAUAUCCCAAAGGUGCCUGUGGCAUUUGAUGAUGUCUCCAUCUACUUCUCCACUCCAGAGUGGGAAAAAUUAGAAGAAUGGCAAAAGGAACUUUACAAGAAUAUCAUGAAGGGCAACUACGAGUCUCUCAUCUCCAUGGAUUAUGCCAUGAACCAACCUGAUGUCUUAUCUCAGAUUCAACCAGGAGAACACAGUACAGAUGACCAACCAAGGCCAGAGGCAAGUGAGAUUCCUGCAGAUGCCAGUGAAGAGCCUGGCCUUUCCACCUCAGAUAUUCUGUCUUGGAUUAAACAAGAGGAAGAGCCCCAGGCUGGAGUCCCCCAGGAGUCCAAAGAGAACGACCUGUACAAAGGCUCCUCCUAUGCUGAUGAAGAACUUGUCAUCAAAGCUGAAGACCUUGCUAGAGCCUCCUUGUGUCCUGAAGUUCCAGUAGCCUUCUCUGCACCCCCACCACCAGCAGCCAAGGAUGCUUUUUCAGAUGUAGCUUUCAAAAGCCAGCAGUGUGCACCCAUGACACCUUUUGGACGCACAGCCACUGACCUGCCUGAAGCCUCAGAGGGACAAGUGACUUUUACUCAGUUAGGAAGCUACCCACUCCCACCUCCAGUUGGAGAGCAGAUGUUCUCAUGCCACCAUUGUGGCAAGAGUCUCAACCAGGACAUGUUAAUGACACAUCAAUGUAGCCAUGCUGCUGAACACCCCUUAACCUGUGCCCAGUGUCCCAAGCACUUUGCCCCACAGGUGGACCUUGGUAGCACCUCCCAGGACCAUGCCAGUGAAACACCACCCACCUGCCCUCACUGCUCCCGGACCUUCACUCACCCCUCACGACUCACAUACCACCUUCGGGUCCACAACAGCACUGAGCGCCCUUUCCCCUGUCCUGAUUGUCCCAAGCGCUUCGCUGACCAGGCUCGACUCACCAGCCAUCGGCGAGCUCAUGCUAGCGAGAGGCCCUUCCGUUGCCCACAGUGUGGUCGUAGCUUUAGCCUGAAGAUCAGUCUCCUGCUGCACCAGAGGGGGCAUGCACAGGAGCGCCCCUUCUCCUGUCCUCAGUGUGGCAUUGACUUCAAUGGCCACUCUGCACUGAUUCGUCACCAGAUGAUCCACACAGGCGAGCGUCCCUACCCGUGCACAGACUGUAGCAAGAGCUUCAUGCGUAAGGAACACUUGUUAAACCACCGCAGGCUGCACACAGGUGAGCGGCCUUUCCAGUGUCCGCACUGUGGCAAGAGCUUCAUCCGCAAACACCACCUCAUAAAGCACCAGCGCAUUCAUACAGGCGAGCGGCCCUACCCCUGCGCACUGUGUGGAAGGAGCUUCCGCUACAAGCAGACACUCAAGGACCACCUGAGGACCGGUCAUAGUGGAGGCUGUGCGGGUGAUAGGGACCCUUCUGCACAGCCACCAGACCCGCCUGGUCCACUCUUAACUGCCCUGGAAACCUCUGGCCUAGGUGUUAGCACAGAGGGCCUAGAAUCUAGUCAGUGGUAUGGGGAAGGGAGUGGAGGGGUGGUUCUGUAGAUCUGUGGCCAGUUGGUUAUUUAUGUUCACAGCAGAGUGGAAGGUCCAGGAAAAAAGCCAACAAGCUCCACAAUCCAUAGUAAUUAUCUGGUACAUAGAGGAAUUUGGGGGUGUCUACACUCAAUUAGAGACAUACUUGUGCUUUGGAAGUCCACAACAAUACAAGAAUACCUUAUUUUGAAAACUGGAAGAGAAGUCUGCACCCAUGUCUUUUCAGAUACCACAAAAGCAGUUUGGGAAGCAAGAUUUGGCUUUUGAUCAUUCUGUCAGGAUAGCAGGGAGAGUAGACUGCCUCUAGGUAGAGAUAGGUGCAUGGAAAGAGCCCCCAGGCCUGAAGCCUGUCUUUAAUUCCUCAGUGAUGGGAUGACUGUUGGAGGAAUGUGUCUCUGAAACCAGCUAAGCUCUGUUCACACCUGUGUAGUCGCCGUCUCCUGAAACAUGACGACUGAGGCUGUCUUCCUAGGCUUAGAUUCUACCUGCUAAUACAUUUGUUUAAUGUUGGUGAACAAGAAAUCCGACUUCAAUAGCUUAUUGAAGGGGACAGUCCUUAGCUUUUACUAGCUUGAUUUGAAACAUUCUGACUCUUGUAGCAGCUUUUAAAAGGGUAGAGAACUUUACCACAGCCCUGGUUAGAAAAAUUAGGAGAGUUUUCUCUCCAGGUAGGAGCUAAAGAUCCCAGAGAUCCCAGGCACAACAGUGAUAGCAUGGCCUAAAAAUCUGCCUGAAUCAUGAGUUUAGACUCAUUUCUAUCAAUUUAUCCCUUCUCUUUUCAUGUUUUUCCAUUUCUGGUGUUUUAUUCAUUCAUUCA
Messenger RNA from Onychomys torridus (southern grasshopper mouse), 2957 nucleotides. It is a transcript of the gene Znf398, whose product is annotated as zinc finger protein 398. Bases 218 to 2149 code for a protein of 643 amino acids. NCBI's taxonomy places the organism in Eukaryota, Metazoa, Chordata, Mammalia, Rodentia, Cricetidae. The record is from RefSeq and is a predicted model, not a curated record. Gene Ontology annotation, biological process: regulation of DNA-templated transcription. The transcript has 6 exons.